Penicillium samsonianum is the source of this 675-nucleotide messenger RNA. Its product is annotated as NADH dehydrogenase [ubiquinone] 1 beta subcomplex subunit 3. Gene Ontology annotation, biological process: electron transport chain; mitochondrial respiratory chain complex I assembly. The transcript is spliced from 2 exons. NCBI's taxonomy places the organism in Eukaryota, Fungi, Ascomycota, Eurotiomycetes, Eurotiales, Aspergillaceae. The coding region runs from base 110 to 379 and encodes 89 amino acids. The record is from RefSeq and is a predicted model, not a curated record. Gene Ontology annotation, cellular component: mitochondrion.
UGUCACUUUGCGGUUGAUUGCGGACUAAGGGACCAAGUUACAGCCCUUUACACCUUGUUUCUCUUUAUUUCCGUCUUUCAGUAAUAUUUACUACCGGAUAACUCCCACAAUGCCCGCCCGCAACCCCACCGGUUUCGACCUCGCCCAGUUCAAGGCCGCGGCCUCCCCAUCUUCCGUCUGGGCCAAGCGGGAUCCAUGGGCUCGCAAUGAGACCUGGCGCUAUACCGGCCCCUUCAGCAGAGCCAAGCGCUUCAGAGGUCUCUUCCCCGGCUUCGGUAUCGCGUCUGUCGCUUUCGCUGCCUACUGCACAUACGAGCACUUCUUCUUGAAAGAUGAUCACCACCACAGCGACGCUCAACACGGUGACGGUCACCACUAAAAGGUUGUCUCUGGAGACCAAUUGAGAAUGCCGCCGACCGACGGAUAAUCGAGCGGAGGACGUAUACCCCAGGCGACAAGAAAGAGUCGUCUCGCCUCCGCGAGAACUACAGUCGGGCUUUGGAUCAUGGCGCCUACGGUUUGCCGAUUCCGGGAGCUUUUGUCGUGUUAGGGCGGAGAUGCAGCUUCUCAUGGCUCAUAAGGAGCGUAGCUUCCAGAUGGCGCUUUGGGUUUGAUUUGUCGAAUGUACAUAGCUUUUGUUCCACUACUACAACCACACGUUUCUUUAUUUUUUGA